This is a messenger RNA of Parnassius mnemosyne (clouded apollo), 405 nucleotides long. Lineage: Eukaryota; Metazoa; Arthropoda; Insecta; Lepidoptera; Papilionidae. The record is from the annotation of a GenBank genome assembly.
AUGGAUCUUUUGUCAGAAUAUUCAUCUUCGUUUUCUAGUGGUGUAACUAAAUCCCAUGGUACUAUAGGACACUUGCAAAUUAGGCUUGUAGAUCCUAGUCGACCGGUUGACCGUCGACCUUAUAGCCUUAGUGCAAGUAAAUGCGAAGUUGUUACUACUAAAGUUCGUGAGCUAGAGGAAGCAGGAAUUAUUAGGUCGAUUUGUUCACCCUCUUCUAGUCCAGUGUUUCUUGUCAAGAAGAAGGAUGUUUCAGAUCGCAUGUGUAUUGACUACAGCGGACUGAACGACAACACUGUAUUGGAUAGGUUUCCAUUGCCGUUUAUAGAGGACCUUGUAUCCAGGUUAGGUGAUGUUACAUGGUUCACGUGUCUCAAUAUGUUAUCACCAGAUUCCAGUGCAUCCUGA